AUGUUUGCAACUUGGAUUGCAAGCAAGCUCAAGCUCAACCAAAAAACUGAUAGGAUCAGCAACUUGCCCCAAAAUGUAACACAACAAAUCCUAGAAUGUUUACCCCUGCGAGAUGCAGCAAGGAUGAGCAUCCUAUCGAGCCAUUGGAGAUUUGAAUGGGGUUCAAUUUCCCAACUUUUACUUGAUCAUGAUCUCUUCUCUAGCAUUCUGAAGGGACGAUUAGAUACUGAAGACAAUUUAUUGGCAUAUACAAAUUUUGUUUAUGAUAUUCUUUUUAGUCAUGCUGGCCCGAUAUUAAAGUUCAAUCUUUACCUUCCCUAUUGGCUUCCAAACGAAUAUGACAUUAGUCAGUGGAUGCAGUAUCUUAGUUCCAAUGGUGUUAAGGAAUUUACACUUGAGGAUUCUCGCAGUCCAAGAAUGAACUUGCCUACAUGCUUAUUUUCUUGUGAGAGCUUGACACACUUGACACUCAUCGAUUGCAUAUUGUCCCCUCUUCCAGCUACAUUUAAGGGGUUUCCAUGCUUUGUUAGUCUUAAAUUGGAGAAACUCUACAUGAGUCCAGGCAAUCAUACAGUGGUUAAUUUGUUUGAAAUUCUUAUUUCCAAAUGUCCUCAGCUUAAGAUCCUCAAUAUAAGCUUAGCUGAACGACUUUAUAAUCUGACUAUUUGUGCUCCGAAACUUCAAGACUUGUUUGUGGACUAUUGGUUUGGUAAUUUAUCCUUGGAGGGAACAACAAAUAUAAACAAGCUAUCCCUAGAUUGUUAUAGUCAAAAGUAUCAACACAGCAAUCACAUGAGUGACUUCUUCAGCAACUUGUGCAACGUUGAGAAGCUCAUUCUUGGACAUUCAUUUUGGUGGGGAGUAGAGCUUUACAGUUUAAGAUCUCCCACAAAGUUUCCAGAAGAGCUGGAAAGGUUGCGAACUCUCAAAAUCGUAGAAAUAUCACUGUUUUGUCAUUCCAGCAUUUCUCUUGUUCUCUGCUUAUUUAUGAGCUCCCCACACUUGGAGCUACUACAUAUUGAAGCAACAAAUUGCCCACGCUAUGAAAAUGUCCAUGAUGGUCCAUUAGCCCAGAUUGAUGGCUCUUGCUUCCAUCGUCCAUACCUUAAGAAGAUACAACUUAUUGGUAUUUCGGAGUUGAUUAAUGGGUUGCUACUUAUGAAGUUUCUACUUGCAUGUUCUCCUGCACUGGAGGAAAUGACUGUUGAGCUAAUUAAUUUUAUCGAGGAAGCAAUGCAGUAUCGUCGAGCCUCACCAAUUGCAAAGAUUAAUAUCAUGCCAAAGAAAGAAACUGAUAGGUCUCCUAUAAAGGAGGGUGGUCGUCGUGGUGGUUGGUGUUGGUUGUUAAACUUAUCAAGAAUGCACCGUGCACUUUGCUUUGGGUAAUUGGGGUGAAUGCAACAAACAAUACUCGUGGUUUUGCUUAAAUUUUUGAAGACAAAAGUAUUCAGUGUGUUGCAAUUUUGUUUUCAGACCCAUCUAUCCCUCCGAUCAAAACUCACUUUUCAUGCCAUCCUCUUAGUUUGACAGAGGCAUUGGGGAGAAGGUAAAGAGUAUUUGGUAAGGAGGAUUUGAAUUUCAUAGAUUCACAUUGGCCCUGUUUGGGAGAAAGCUGAAAGUUGAAGCUGAUUGAGUUAGCUGAUUUUGACUAACUGAUUUGACUAACUUAUUGUAUUAACU
Messenger RNA from Chenopodium quinoa (quinoa), 1680 nucleotides. Its product is annotated as F-box/FBD/LRR-repeat protein At1g13570-like. The transcript is spliced from 4 exons. The coding region runs from base 1 to 1386 and encodes 461 amino acids. Gene Ontology annotation, molecular function: protein binding. The record is from RefSeq and is a predicted model, not a curated record. Lineage: Eukaryota; Viridiplantae; Streptophyta; Magnoliopsida; Caryophyllales; Amaranthaceae.